Molecule: messenger RNA, 1462 nt
Organism: Nannospalax galili (Upper Galilee mountains blind mole rat)
Lineage: Eukaryota; Metazoa; Chordata; Mammalia; Rodentia; Spalacidae
Gene: Pabpc5
Product: poly(A) binding protein cytoplasmic 5
Exons: 2
Coding region: 222-1370 (382 amino acids)
Cellular component (GO): ribonucleoprotein complex
Molecular function (GO): RNA binding
Source: RefSeq, a predicted model, not a curated record
GGCGCGACUGCCAGUCAGUCCCUCCGGACCUGCCAAGAGCCUCGGACUGCCGCGAUCACCGCGCCUCACUCGCCUCAACAGUGAUUCUGAGUCUGCUUUUAGCUUCCCUUCGCCUGCCUUGGCUUUUUUCUGUUCCUGAACAGCUGUUUGGCCCAUAGAUUAGAGAAAGCAGCCUAUUUUUUUUUUCUUCUCCCAAGAGAGCCUCUUUUAAGUGCUCAGAUAUGGGGAGUGGGGAGCCCAAUCCUGCUGGCAAGAAAAAGAAGUACCUCAAGGCUGCCCUGUACGUGGGUGACUUAGACUCUGAUGUCACAGAGGAUAUGCUCUAUAAGAAGUUCAGGCCUGCGGGCCCUCUGCGCUUCACUCGAAUCUGCAGGGACCCAGUGACCCGCAGCCCCUUGGGUUAUGGCUAUGUUAACUUCCGCUUUGCUGCAGAUGCUGAGUGGGCCUUGAACACCAUGAAUUUUGAUUUAAUUAACGGCAAACCAUUUCGCCUCAUGUGGUCACAGCCAGAUGACCGCUUACGAAAGUCAGGAGUUGGAAAUAUAUUCAUCAAAAACUUGGAUAAAUCCAUAGACAAUAGGGCCCUGUUUUAUUUAUUUUCCGCGUUUGGGAAUAUUCUAUCCUGUAAAGUUGUAUGCGAUGACAAUGGCUCGAAGGGUUAUGCCUAUGUCCACUUCGAUAGCCUUGCUGCUGCCAAUAGGGCCAUCUGGCAUAUGAAUGGAGUUCGGCUCAACAACCGCCAGGUGUAUGUUGGCAGAUUUAAAUUUCCAGAAGAGCGAGCGGCUGAAGUCAGAACCAGAGAUAGAGCAACUUUCACUAACGUUUUCGUGAAAAACUUUGGAGAUGACAUGGAUGAUGAAAAACUGAAGGAACUUUUCAGUGAAUAUGGGCCAACUGAGAGUGUUAAGGUAAUAAGAGAUGCCAGUGGGAAAUCUAAAGGCUUUGGAUUUGUGAGAUACGAGACACAUGAGUCUGCCCAAAAAGCAGUCCUAGAGCUGCAUGGGAAGUCAAUAGAUGGGAAAGUCCUAUAUGUAGGAAGAGCCCAAAAGAAAAUUGAACGCCUGGCUGAGUUAAGGCGGAGAUUUGAACGGCUGAGGUUAAAAGAAAAAAGUCGGCCUCCAGGGGUGCCUAUUUAUAUUAAGAACCUGGAUGAGACCAUCGAUGAUGAAAAACUGAAGGAGGAAUUUUCUUCGUUUGGAUCAAUUAAUCGAGCCAAAGUGAUGAUGGAAGUGGGGCAAGGCAAAGGUUUUGGAGUUGUCUGCUUCUCUUCUUUUGAAGAGGCUACCAAAGCAGUGGAUGAGAUGAAUGGCCGUGUAGUGGGCUCCAAAACACUGCAUGUCACUCUGGGCCAAGCCAGGCGCAGGUGGUGAGGAAUAGAAUGAUCAAUUUGUUUAGCCUUAGCUGGUGCCUACUUAGAUUGGGCUCCUUUGUGAUAGGGGAUUAUUUUCUGCCAAUUCACAGG